Messenger RNA from Pocillopora meandrina, 3533 nucleotides. Lineage: Eukaryota; Metazoa; Cnidaria; Anthozoa; Scleractinia; Pocilloporidae. The record is from the annotation of a GenBank genome assembly.
AUGUUUACUCGAUUCAUGGAAAGUAAAGAUUGUGGUGGCUGCGGGUACUUCAACCUUGAUUUCUCUCUUGGAAUGCCGGGACGGCGUGUCGAUCGUGUCAUUCGGAUUACUACCAGCUAUCUAGCGAAACCGUAGAGUAAAAGUUAAUUUUGUCUCGUUCCGAUCAUUCUAGCCUCGAAAUGGAAAAAUAAGCUUAGGUUAAACUGCAGGGAACGUUUACGGCUCCUUUUGGGGAGUAUUCCUUGCAGAAACCAUCGAGGGGCAAUUUCGUUUGGGCUUGAAUGUUUGCCAAGUCUUCUUUUCGAAAUUCCGCAAGUAGGUGAUUCACAGCGAGACGAAUACACUCUUUUCUGUCUUCCAAAACGUUUACUGAAUCAGAAGAAGGUCUCAAUAUGGUAAUGGCUCUUACGGCUAACGACUAAAAUUUUGGCAAUUUUACUGCUAACCAUUCUUUUCUUUCCUUUGCAAUUAAGAUAAAUGUUACAGUUCAUGCUUUAAGAAAAACAACUAAUCAACGCAGUUUCUGGACUUUAAAAGUUCAAAACCAUGACCUGUGUAAAGAAGGGUUUGUCGGAGUCAGCCUUAGAUUGGCCCAGGUCUUCGAUCAUGGAGGUGAAAUCAGCUUUACUGAUGCCGCUUUUUAGGCUAUUUUUGAGUUUCUUCUUUUUCACGUGUUUUAAAGUGUUUUAAAGUGUUCCUGUUAUAUGUUUAUGUAACAUUUGGUCAGGACUAUUUGUGGACCUUGUGUUAACGAUUUACUGUUGACUUCUUUAAGACAUUUAUUGUCUCUACAGAGAAAAUAAACUUAGGGUACCGCCCCUUAGGUUUUUUUGAAUUAGACCCGUUAAGUUUGUAUGAGGCAUUUCUCUGGACUCUUGUUUCUGGAAAAUGAGGGACAAAGUAGAGUUGUAUCUUGAAAAUGAUAAGAAAUGUAAUCAUCGGAAGUGGCGGUUUUUUCCAUUUCAUUCGAGGGGAGCUUUAUUAACUUUUUUAUAGCGAUUAUCGGAUGUCCUGGAAUGUUCAUCGAACACCUCAUGCCACCAAGAGGCGUCAAACUUUGGCUUGACUUACUUAUGCAAAUUAGCUGGCUGCACAUUCAAUGUGCAGCCAGCUAAUUUGCAUAAAAAAUUUUUCCGACGCAAAGCUCGUCUUUUAAUCAGCAAUUACUGGUUCGUGUAUUUAUUUAUAUCAGUUCCAUUUGCCAAUAUAUCUCCCUCCAUUGCAACCUAGACAAUGGAGAGAAAUCAGCUUAGCAUUUGAGCUGACAAUGAAUUCUCUAUAAACUGUGUUCAGCUUAGGCUAAACUGCAGGGAACGUUUACGGCUCCUUUUGUAGAGCAUUCCUAACACAAACCGUCGAGGAGCAAUUUCGUUUGGGCUUGAAUGUUUGCCUAGUCUUCUUUUCAUAAUUCCGCAAAUAGGUGAUUCUGUAGUGAAGAUCGACUUCACAGCGAGACCAAUACAUUCUUUUCAGUCUUUCGAAACGUUUACUGACUCAGAAGAAGGUCUCAAUAUGGUAAUGGCUCUUACGGCUAACGACUAAAAUUUUGGCAAUUUUACUGCUAACCAUUCUUUUCUAUCCGUUGCAAUUAAGAUAAAUGUUACAGUUCAUGCUUUAAGAAAAACAAUUUCGUAGUUAAUUUAAAAUAAUGCAUCAAUGUAGGUCGCUUUUAAGCAAGAGGCCCAAAUAUCUAUGUAUUUCGUUCCAGAUUACCCCAUGCUCGUCAGAUGAAAUAAUCAUGCAUCUCUUUUUUCUUCACAUUAGUAGUGCUAUUGCUAUGGGCAUCGUACAAUAUCUCCAAGUCGUGCUGUUUGUAUUCAAUUUGACCCUCUCCACUGAGGCACAGAAAAAAGUAACUUGUCAAAACUUCAAGUUUGCUAUCGAUGACGAUGUCAUCCAUAACCAAAUUCUUGAGGGUCACUUGUUUAAAAGAUUGACAGUCCCAAACGCCAUCCAGUGUCACUUGAAGUGCAAAGAUGACUGCCUGUGUGUAUCCAUGAAUUAUUUCCCUCUGUCCAAAGAAAACAAUUGUGAGCUCAACGAAGCUAACAAAGACAUGGAGCCAGCGGCGAUGAAAUAUAGGCAAGGGGGAAAUUAUUAUGAUUUGGUGAGAAGCUACACGGUGAAGGUGAGAUAAGAUUAUUUAUCUAAUGUUUUACUCAUUGAUUUAUGAACUUUCGUAAACAAAGUAAAUAUCCCAAGAUGUUCAAGUUCGUAAAUAAAAUAAAUAUUUCCACAUGAUCAAGUUUUGCGGUACUCCUUAAAAAAAAGGUCUGUUAUAUGUCAGUCUGGGCUAAAGACAAUUUUGUGCACAUCGUUUUGUCUGCGAUAUGAUUGGUCUAGACAAAACCAAAACAAACUGAUUUGGCUGAGAGAGGAUUGGGUUCAUUGUCUUUCUCGCAAACUUUUUUCUUAACGGCCAUGUUGUAAUGCAAAGGGAACGGCAGAACAGAAGCGACUACAAAUUUCAUAAAGACAUCACUGACUUAACCAUUGCUGUAUUACUGCAUUUCAAAUCUAAUUUUGAGGGACAUUUCAUCUCCAUUCUGGCACCCCGCUAUGUGUUGCACGCAUACGUACUUUGCUCGCACUGUUUGUUAUCAAUUCGAUCCGAUUCCGGUGAGAUUUGUCGAUGGUUGCUAAAAAGUACAUGCCAACCCAAUUCGAUUAGCAUGGUGAGCUAAAAAAUUAUUUUAAUCUUGCUGUAGGGUGGAGACAGAUACACACCAGAGAAGCAUCAUUGCAUCAACAGAUGCUGCGGUACCAAUCCUUGUCUCAAUGGAGGGGUAUGUCAGGAGAUUUGUGACACUCACAGCAUCAGGUUUAACUGUACCUGUCCUAACACAUACUCUGGUCAGCGGUGUGAGAAGAAGAUGAAACAUCCGAGAAGCUGCAAAGACAUAGCUAAGAACGGUGCCUCGACAUCAGGAAAAUACGACAUCUCAAAUUCAGACAAUGAACGGUUUUCUGUUUACUGUGACUUGCAGUCUGAACCUGGCUUUGUAUGGACGUUAAUACAAUCGUUUUCCUUUUCCAAGAAAAAUGCCUUCAAUUAUGCAGGGUUUGGCAAAAAUCUUGAGAUUGAUAUUGAAGAGAAGGAAGUAAAUUGGAACGAGUUCCGAUUAUCCUUAUUACAGAUGCAGUAUCUUGCUAAUCACUCCACGCAUCUGAGAGCAACUUGUAACUUUUCUACGGAUGGUCUGCAGUAUACGGACUACGCACGCGCUAAGCUGGCAGGUCAUGACAUUUUUGGUACCUGGGACACCUGCCAGAUGUACGAAUAUGUCAAUAUCCGAGGAAUCUAUUGUUCUAAUUGCACCGCCCGCACAAAACAAAAGGAAAAUAAGUCCUGGCACAUAAUGAGUUACGAUAGCGUACAAUUCGGAUGUGAAUUUGAUGGAAAACAAGGUGGAGUCUCCGGUGAAAAAAAUUUCGGAAAAUUUGACGAAAAUUUCAUAAAUCCGGAUCACCGCUGCUCGUUUUCUCCUGCUUCUACAACGGAGCAUUGGUUUGGAGCUAAAUGUGACGAGUAA